AUGUCGAGCGACAAGCCGGUUUCGGCAGCACCGGGCUCGGCUUCGCUGACGGAUACGGAUCGGGACUCUCACCAGCCGCCGGGCUCCGCGCCGCCGCCGCACGGCGUUACGGGCGCUGGCCUCGCCGCCGCCACCGGGGAGAGGAUGGUGUCCGCAGCCAGCUCUAUGGUCCUCCCGGCCGGGGUGAUCAACCCCGCCGUCCCGAUCAGGAAUAUUCAGAUGAAAUUCGCCGUACUGGUGGGCCUGAUCCAGGUCGGGGAGGUUAGCAACCGGGACAUCGUGGAGACGGUGCUGAACCUGCUGGUGGGUGGCGAGUUUGAUCUGGAGAUGAACUUCAUCAUCCAGGAGGCGGAGAGCAUCGGCUGCAUGGUGGAGCUGCUGUCUCACUGCGAGGUGACCUGCCAGGCCGAGAUCUGGAGCAUGUUCACCGCCAUCCUGCGCAAGAGCGUACGCAACCUGCAGACCAGCACCGAGGUGGGCCUCAUCCAGCAGGUGCUGCUCAAGAUGAGCUCCGUGGACGACAUGAUAGCAGACCUUCUGGUGGACAUGCUGGGGGUGAUGGCAAGCUACAGCAUCACAGUCAAGGAGCUGAAGUUGCUCUUCAGUAUGCUGAGGGGUGAUAAUGGCAUCUGGCCAAGACAUGCUAUCAAGCUGCUGUCCGUGCUGAACCAGAUGCCCCAGAGACAUGGCCCCGACACCUUCUUCAACUUCCCAGGACGCAGUGCGGCGGCUAUAGCUUUGCCGCCAAUCGCUAAGUGGCCGUACCAGAACGGGUUCACCCUCAACACCUGGUUCAGACAGGACCCUCUUAACAACAUCAACGUGGACAAAGACAAACCUUACCUUUAUUGCUUUCGCACCAGUAAAGGGAUAGGUUACUCCGCUCACUUCGUUGGUAACUGUCUGAUCGUGACGUCACUCAAGUCAAAAGGAAAAGGCUUCCAGCACUGCGUGAAAUAUGAUUUCCAGCCCCGCAAGUGGUACAUGAUCAGCAUCGUCCACAUCUACAACCGCUGGAGGAACUCCGAGAUCCGUUGCUACGUUAACGGACAGCUGGUCUCCUACGGCGACAUGGCCUGGCAUGUCAACACCAAUGAUAGCUACGACAAGUGUUUCCUGGGUUCGUCUGAGACGGCGGACGCUAACAGGGUGUUCUGCGGUCAGCUGGGAGCCAUUUAUGUGUUCAGCGAAGCUCUGAACCCUGCUCAGAUCUUCGCCAUUCACCAGCUCGGCCCCGGCUACAAGAGCACCUUUAAGUUCAAGUCGGAGAGCGACAUUCACCUGGCCGAGCACCACAAACAAGUGCUGUACGACGGCAAGCUGGCGAGCUCCAUAUCCUUCACUUACAACGCCAAGGCCACCGACGCCCAGCUCUGCCUGGAGUCGUCCCCCAGGGAAAACCCGUCCAUCUUCGUCCAUUCACCACACGCACUCAUGCUUCAGGACGUGAAGGCCAUAGUGACCCACUCCAUCCACAGUGCCAUCCACUCCAUAGGAGGCAUCCAGGUCCUUUUCCCCCUCUUCUCCCAGCUGGACUACAGGCAGCUGAACGACAGCACCGUGGACACAACAGUCUGUGCUACUCUGCUGGCGUUCUUGGUGGAGCUGUUGAAGAGCUCGGUGGCCAUGCAGGAGCAGAUGCUCGGAGGGAAGGGAUUCCUGGUGAUCGGAUAUCUGUUAGAGAAGUCUUCACGGGUUCACAUCACCAGGGCGGUGCUGGAGCAAUUCCUGUCCUUCGCCAAGUACCUGGACGGUUUGCCACACGGAGCACCGCUUCUCAAACAGCUCUGCGACCAUGUCCUCUUCAACGCGGCCAUCUGGAUACACACCCCAGCCAAGGUCCAGCUGUCCCUCUACACGUACCUGUCGUCGGAGUUCAUCGGCACCGCCACCAUCUACACCACCAUCCGCCGUGUGGGCACCGUCCUGCAGCUGAUGCACACGCUCAAGUACUACUACUGGGCCAGCAACCCUCUGGAGUGCAGCGGCAUCGCCCCCAAAGGCCUGGAUGGACCACGGCCGUCUCAAAAAGAGAUCAUCUCGCUCAGAGCCUUCAUGCUGCUCUUCCUCAAACAGCUCAUCUUAAAGGUACUGACCGGGGGUGUGAAGGAGGACGAGUUACAGAGCAUCCUGAACUACCUACUGACCAUGCACGAGGUAAAACACUCACUCCUGGCUUACCUGUGCACUCUGAGGAAGGUGGAGAUCAUGCACACACACAGUCUGUUCACGCUGCUGGGGGAGAGGCUGAUGAUGCACACCAACACCGUGUCCGUCACCACCUACAACACGCUGUACGAGAUUCUGACGGAGCAGGUGUGUACCCAGGUGGUCCAUAAACCUCACCCAGAGCCGGACUCCACCGUCAAGAUCCAGAACCCCAUGAUCCUCAAAGUGGUGGCCACCCUGUUGAAGAACUCCACCCCCAGUGCCGAGCUGAUGGAGGUCAGGAGGCUGUUCCUCUCCGACAUGAUCAAGCUCUUCAGCAACAGCCGCGAGAACCGACGCUGCCUGCUGCAGUGCUCAGUGUGGCAGGACUGGAUGUUCUCCCUGGGCUACAUCAACCCCAAGAAUCCCGAGGAGCAGAAGAUCACCGAGAUGGUCUACAACAUCUUCAGGAUCCUACUGUACCAUGCCAUCAAGUACGAAUGGGGAGGAUGGAGAGUCUGGGUUGAUACCCUCUCCAUCGCACACUCCAAGGUCACCUAUGAGGCCCAUAAAGAGUACUUGGCAAAAAUGUAUGAGGAGUACCAGCGUCAGGAGGAAGAGAACAUGAAGAAGGGGAAAAAGGGCUCCGUCUCCACCAUCUCUGGGCUCUCUGCCACACCUGCCCCUGUCGUCAACGGCAACCUGGAAACAGACGACACCUCCCAGACACAGACGCCCGAGAGCGAGGCUGAGUACAGCGAGGGCGCCACCGGAGACUCCCGCAAUCUCCUGGCUGAGGGCGCCGUGAAGAGACCCAACGGGGAGGCCCUGACGCCAGGGGAUCAGAGCGCGGGGCCUGGGGUCAGGGUGGAGGUACAUGACCUCCUGGUGGACAUCAAGGCAGAGAAGGUGGAGGCCACUGAGGUGAAGCUGGACGACCUUGACCUGUCUCCCGAAGGCCUUGGGGGAAGUGUGGGAGGAGGGGGCGGAGGGGGAAUGGAGAACGGGCCUCUGGUGGAGGUCGACUCUCUCCUGGACAGUGCCUAUUGUGCUGUGGUCCAGAACCUGAAUGGGAACCUGGCACAUAAAGAUGAACCAGCGGGCUCCGGGGUUGGCCUGGGGUUGACAGGGGUCAGCCUGGAGGAUGAUGGGAACAUGGGGCCUCUCAUCACACUGGCCGAUGAGAAGGACAGCGUACCCAGCAACAACGGAUUCCUUUUCAGCAAGGUGGACGAGAAGUUACUCCCAGCUUUGGCAGCGACGGAUCCCCUGGUCCUGCCCAGCCCAGACCAGCCCAAUACAUCGGUCCCGGCCCACUCCUCCACCAGCGCUAGUGACGACCUCAGCCUGCUGGCCCACAUGACCAGCUGUGGCUCGGAUUUGACCCAGACCCAGAGCCACCCUCCUGUAGAACUCCCAGAGGACGGGCCUUUCAAGAUUCAGAGCCCCCUGGCUGACAUCAGCUCAAUCGCUGAGGCUGAGAGCCAAGCCCAGGCUCAGGGAACCUCCAGGCCUGAGUACCCAGAGGGACUGGGUCCAUCUGGGACAGAGGGAGAGGCCGCAGGGCUCAAAACCGGAGGAGACACGACCAGUACCACCUCUGAUACUGAGAGGUCUGAUGAUGGAAAGGAUAAGGAUAUCAAGAAGAUCCAAACCACCACCACUACCCAGGCUCACCACGGUCGUAGCGCGGCCCAGCUGGAGCGAGAUCUGCGCGUGGACCUUGGUUUCAGGGGCAUGCCGAUGACGGAGGAGCAACGCCGGCAGUUCAGCCCCGGCCCGCGCACCACCAUGUUCCGCAUCCCGGAGUUCAAAUGGUCUCCCAUGCACCAGAGGCUCCUCACCGACCUGCUGUUUGCCCUGGAGACCGACGUACACGUGUGGAGGAGCCACUCCACCAAGUCGGUGAUGGAUUUCGUGAACAGCAACGAGAACAUCAUCUUCGUCCACAACACCAUCCACCUCAUCUCCCAGAUGGUGGACAACAUCAUCAUCGCCUGCGGAGGCAUUCUGCCUCUGCUCUCCGCCGCCACGUCCCCCUCCAGUUCUAAGGGUAGUGCCAACACUAAGGCAGCAGGAUCGGGACCCCAGAGGGGGUCAAAGGGAGAGGAAGUGACCCCCGUCCCCGGGGGCGGAGGCCCCGGGGGAGAGGCGGAGUUGGAGAACAUCGAGGCGACACAGGGCAUGUCUUCGGAGACGGCCGUCACCUUCCUCUCCCGUCUCAUGGCCAUGGUGGAUGUGCUGGUGUUCGCCAGCUCCCUCAACUUCAGCGAGAUCGAGGCGGAGAAGAACAUGUCCUCGGGCGGGCUGAUGAGGCAAUGCCUCCGACUGGUGUGUUGUGUCGCGGUGAGGAACUGUCUGGAGUGCAGGCAGAGACAGAGAGACAGAGGAUGCAAGUCGUCGCUAACCAGCAGCAAGUCACAGGACAGCCUCCACAGUGCCUCCACAGCCAGCAAGCAGGAUCCGGACAGACUGCUUCAGGAUGUAGACAUUAAUCGUCUCCGAGCUGUGGUCUUCAGAGAUGUGGAUGACAGUAAGCAGGCUCAGUUUCUGGCACUGGCUGUCGUCUACUUCAUCUCCGUUCUUAUGGUUUCCAAGUACCGGGACAUCCUUGAACCACAGCGUGAGAUCGGCAGGUCCACCAGCCUAUCGGGAAGAAGCAUCCGACAUGAAAUAAACUCCCCCACCAGUACAGAGCACCCAUCCUCGUCCUUCUCUGACCGUGACAAGCAGACCCCCACCCCUGUAGAUGACUCUCCUCGAUCCGGCCUCCCUCACACGGACUCCGGCAUCGGGGAAGAGGGCCAUGUGGCCGGGUCACUGAACGGUUCGGAAAUGGGCCUGGGGCUCGGCCUCGGCCUGGUGGGGAGAGAGACAGACAGAGAUAGAGACAGAGACGGCGGAGCCGGAGGGACAGCGGACCUGCUGUGUAGCCUGUCCUCUGACGUCAGGAGGUCGCAGGAGAGCCUUCUGGAUUCUCCUCACAACCCUAAUUCCACCUCCAACACUGGCCAAGCGCCGCCCUCCUCUAUCUCCAGCAUCAGCCAGACUAACAAGGGCAUCAAUGUCAAGGAAAUCCUGAAAAGCCUUGUAGCUGCCCCUGUUGAUGGCGGGGAGGCUGGACAGGAGACCGGGCCGACACCUUACCACCCAGAUCCCGCCCUGAAGACACACCCCAUGCUGCCAAUGCAGUUCCACUCCUUUGACAGGAGCGUGGUGGUGCCAGUCAAGAAACCGCCGCCCGGUAGCUUGUCCGUCAACACGGUGGGCACGCCCACCACCAGCGGAGCGGCCACCCCUGGCAGCACGCCCAAUAUCUUCGCCGCUGCCACGGCGACGCCUAAGAGCAUGAUAAACACAACAGGUGCCACAGACUCGGCUUCCUCUUCCUCAUCCUCAUCCUCGUCCUUUGUCAACGGCGCAACCAGUAAGAACCUGCCGGCGGUGCAGACAGUUGCGCCCAUGCCAGAGGACACCAUGGAGAACAUGAGUGCCUAUUGUGAGAUGGAGCAGUGUGCACUGCGCAGCGGUCAGACGCCCCCUGAGCUCAAGUCUUUUAGCUCGCUGGCAGGCUUCCAGGCAGCCCCCCGAGAUGCAGGACAGUGUUUUAGCAUCACCACCAAGCUUGAGCGUGCGCUGGAGAAGGUGGCCCCUCUGCUGAGGGAGAUUUUCGUGGACUUCGCCCCCUUCCUCUCCAGGACGCUGCUGGGUAGCCAUGGGCAGGAACUGCUCAUAGAAGGUACAGGUCUGGUGUGUAUGAAGUCCAGCACGUCUGUGGUGGAGCUCGUAAUGCUUCUGUGCUCUCAGGAGUGGCAGAACUCCAUCCAGAAGAAUGCCGGGCUGGCCUUCAUCGAGCUCAUCAAUGAAGGAAGACUCCUGUGCCACGCUAUGAAGGACCAUAUUGUACGUGUUGCCAACGAAGCAGAAUUUAUUCUCAACCGACAGAGGGCUGAGGACGUACACAAACAUGCUGAGUUUGAGUCUAACUGUGCCCAGUACGCUGCAGACCGGAGGGAGGAGGAGAAAAUGUGUGAUCACCUCAUCAGUGCCGCGAAGCACAGGGAUCAUGUGACUGCCAACCAGUUGAAACAGAAGAUCCUCAACAUCCUGACCAAUAAGCAUGGGGCAUGGGGGACGAUGUCGCAGAGCCAAUUACAUGACUUCUGGCGUCUAGACUACUGGGAGGACGACCUCAGGAGAAGGCGGAGAUUCGUACGGAACGCCUUUGGAUCCACCCACGCUGACGUGCCGCUCAAAACCUUGGAGGAGUAUGGCACAGAGGAGGGGGAAGAGGGGUUUAAGUCAAAGAAGAGCUUCCGCAGUCAGUCGGUGGUCAGCCAGAACCCGGAGGCAGAGCUGAUGCUGGAGGGAGACGAUGAUGCUGUCAGCCUGCUGCAGGAGAAAGAGAUUGACAACCUCGCUGUACGUUUCCGUCCACGACUUUUUACUUCCAGAGGCCCGGUUGUGCUGAGUACUCCGGCCCAGCUCGUAGCCCCUGUAGUGGUGGCCAGAGGCACGCUGUCCAUCACCACCACCGAGAUUUACUUCGAGGUGGACGAAGAGGACCCCGCUUUCAAGAAGAUUGAUUCCAAAGUGUUGGCGUACUCCGAGGGUCUUCACGGCAAGUGGAUGUUCAGUGAGAUCCGUGCCGUGUUUUCCAGACGCUACCUGCUGCAGAACACCGGACUGGAGGUCUUUAUGGCCAAUAGGACGUCUGUGAUGUUUAACUUCCCCGACCAGGCCACAGUUAAGAGAGUGGUCUACAGCCUACCACGGGUGGGAGUAGGAACGAGCUACGGUCUGCCACAGGCCAGGCGGAUUUCCUUGGCAACCCCCCGUCAGUUGUUCAAGUCCUCCAACAUGACUCAGCGCUGGCAGAGGAGAGAGAUCUCCAACUUCGAGUACCUCAUGUUCCUCAACACUAUCGCAGGGAGGACCUAUAAUGAUUUGAACCAGUACCCUGUCUUCCCCUGGGUGUUGACCAACUAUGACUCUGAGGAGCUGGAUCUCACUCUACCUGGCAACUUCAGGGACCUCUCUAAGCCAAUUGGAGCCCUGAACCCCAAGCGGGCGGCGUUCUAUGCGGAACACUAUGAGUCGUGGGAGGAAGACGGCACACCUCCACACCACUACACCACCCUGUACUCGACCGCCCAUUCAACCCUGAUGUGGAUGGUCAGGAUAGAGCCCUUUACAACGUUUUUCCUCAACGCCAAUGACAACAAGUUUGACAAUCCGGAGAGAGCGUUUUCUGGCAUUGGUCGCUCUUGGAGGAACUGCCAGAGGGACACGGCAGACGUCAAGGAGCUGAUCCCUGAGUUCUACUACCUGCCAGAGAUGUUCGUCAAUAGUAAUGAGUACGAGCUGGGUGUGCGCGAUGACGGGGUGCCUGUCUGUGAUGUGGAACUUCCUGCCUGGGCCAAGAAACCGGAGGACUUUGUUCGCAUCAACCGCAUGGCGUUGGAGAGCGAGUUUGUGUCAUGCCAACUUCACCAGUGGAUUGAUCUAAUAUUUGGCUACAAGCAGCGAGGUCCAGAGGCAGUGCGAGCUCUCAAUGUUUUCAACUUCCUGUCCUAUGAGGGAGCUGUCAACCUCGACAAUCUAGAAGCCGUGCAACGAGAGACAAUGGAGGCCCAGAUUCAGGCAUCUGGUCAGGUUCCCUCCCAGCUACUAAUUGAGCCACAUCCACCCCGCUCCUCAGCCAUGCACCUGUGUUUCCUUCCUCAGAGUCCUCUGAUGUUUAAGGAUCAGAUGCAGCAGGAUGUCAUCAUGGUGCUCAAGUUCCCCUCCAACUCCCCUGUCACGCACGUGGCGGCCAACACGCUCCCCCACCUCAGCAUACCAGCAGCCGUCACCGUCACGUGCAGCCGGCUGUUUGCCGUCAACCGCUGGCACAACACAGUCGGUCUCCGUGGAGCUCCAGGGUACUCCUUAGAACAGGCCCAUCACCUGCCGAUUGAGAUGGACCCUCUCAUAGCAAACAACUCGGGCAUGAACAAGCGACAGAUCACUGACCUGGUGGACCAGAGCAUCCAGAUCAACACACACUGUUUUGUGGUCACCGCUGACAACCGCUACAUCCUGGUCUGCGGCUUCUGGGACAAGAGCUUCCGCGUCUACUCCACUGAGACUGGAAAGCUGACCCAAAUAGUUUUCGGCCAUUGGGACGUGGUGACGUGUUUGGCCAGGUCAGAGUCUUACAUCGGAGGAGACUGCUAUAUUGUCUCUGGCUCCAGAGACGCCACGCUACUGCUGUGGUACUGGAGUGGACGGCACCACAUCAUCGGGGACAACCCCAACAACAGUGACUACCCUGCGCCGAGAGCAGUACUUACAGGCCACGACCACGAGGUGGUGUGUGUGUCUGUCUGUGCAGAGCUGGGGCUAGUCAUCAGCGGAGCCAAAGAGGGCCCCUGCUUGGUCCACACCAUCACCGGGGACUUGCUGAGGGCCCUGGAGGGGCCGGAGCUUUGCCAGCGGCCCCGCCUCAUCUCUGUCUCCAGUGAGGGCCACUGCAUCAUCUGCUACGAGAGGGGCCGCUUCUGCAACUUCAGCAUCAACGGGAAGCUGCUCGCCCAGAUGGAGGUCAACGAUUCCACGCGGGCUAUCCUGUUAAGCAGUGACGGCCAGAAUCUGGUGACGGGAGGGGAUAAUGGGGUAGUGGAGGUGUGGCAGGCCUGCGACUUCAAACAGCUUUACAUCUACCCGGGCUGUGACGCCGGCAUCCGCGCCAUGGACCUCUCGCAUGACCAGAGGACUCUGAUCACCGGCAUGGCGUCCGGGAGCAUCGUCGCUUUCAACAUCGACUUUAACCGCUGGCAUUACGAACACCAGAACAGGUACUGAGGCGGCGAGAGUGAAGUAGAAGAAGUGAACGGGGUAAAGAGCGAGAGAGAGAGAGCGAGAGGAGAGCAGAAGAG
Molecule: messenger RNA, 9068 nt
Organism: Lampris incognitus (smalleye Pacific opah)
Lineage: Eukaryota; Metazoa; Chordata; Actinopteri; Lampriformes; Lampridae
Gene: nbeaa
Product: neurobeachin a
Exons: 60
Coding region: 1-8994 (2997 amino acids)
Biological process (GO): intracellular protein localization
Cellular component (GO): membrane; cytosol
Molecular function (GO): protein kinase binding
Source: RefSeq, a predicted model, not a curated record